Messenger RNA from Paramecium tetraurelia, 3762 nucleotides. RefSeq lists its product as uncharacterized. The transcript has a single exon. The record is from RefSeq and is a predicted model, not a curated record. Lineage: Eukaryota; Ciliophora; Oligohymenophorea; Peniculida; Parameciidae.
AUGAAAUCGAUUAUUCUCUAAUUUAUCACUCCUUAUCUUCUUACUCUACUAAUGUUGCCUGAAAUUAGCUGUGAUAAACCGAAGGUUUUUUGCAAUAAAAAUUAGAUUCAAGAAUUCUAAACUAAAUUCUUUCCUAUAAUUUUUUAAAGUAAUGAGAAAUCUGAUUAUGUAUAUAAAGAAAAUCCAUAAUUUUUAGAAUAAAUUAUUUCUUUUGAUGAAGAAUUGUUAUAGGAAGAUGAUUAUAUAUUAAUUUUCUCAAGCAUUUAGGAAUAUAGAUUAAUUUAAAUUUAUCAAAGAGAAAAACGUUAUUUAUUGUAAAUGAAGGAGCUAAGGUUAAGCAUUUUUGAUUCUAAGGAGUAUAAUGUUCAAAUGGAGUUAAUCUAUUCACUAAAAUUUAAUAUUGAAAAUUGUGAUAAGAUCACUCAUGUCUAUUAUCUAAUUAAAUAAAAGUUCAUUAUUUGUUGCGAAUAAAUUGAGAAUUAUUAAAUUAACAUAAUCAAAAUUAAUGAAUCAACAGUUCAAAUACAAUAGUCCUUUGAUGUAAAAAAAUAGUCAAAAUGCUAAUUUGAUGUAUAUUUUAAUGAAAAUUCUUCUUAAUUCUUAGUUAUAUUUUUGAAUUGUUUGAAUUGGGAAAUAUUUAUGAUAGAAUUUAACAAUGAUGGUGCUCUAAAUUUUAGAUUGUUUGUAAACAAUCACUAUUUUAUUGACUAACUAAUAUUAAGGAAAGUUACUUUUGAUAAUAAUUACUUUUUCCAAUUUGAUCAUUGGAUUGUUUCAUUUUAGGGGUAGACUUACAAUAAGAUCUAUUAAAAUUAUGAAUCUACAAUUUUAGAUUUCGAAAUUAAGCUUGGAAGAUAAGUAAUUGUUUUACAAUCAAUUUAUGAAUAGAAAAGUAGCAUUUAAAGAAUGGUUGAGCAAAAUUUAAGUACGUUCAUAAUAAUUACAAAAUAUAUAAAACCUAGAUAAAUUCUAAUGUUUUCAGAUUCCAUUGUUUUAAUUAGUGAAUCACAUCUUGAAUGCAUUGUUAGAGAAGAUAUGAUAUAUAUAUUCCAGGUUUAAUUAUAAUCAAUUCAAACCAUUUCAUUUUAUCCAUUUUUUAUAGGUAAAUAAAAUAAUCAAUUUAUUGUCUUUAAGAAAAAUGAGUAUUCUCCCUUUUUUAAUUGCAACGAUUAUUCAAAUUAAACACUUGUAGAUUUGGCCUCAAGCAAUUUAUUUUAAAACGCUGAAUUUCUUUAAAUGGAAAUAAUAUUUAACGAUUUUUCGAUGUAUGGAUUACGACUCCUAUCUAUCAAAAAGGUAAUUGAAGAAGAAAGUUUUUAGUUUACUUUUUAGCCGUAAGAAUUCAAAAGUGAUUUUCUGCCAUUUAAUAUCUAAUUCUUAAAAAAUGAUGCUAUUUAUUGUGAAGAAUAAUAAUAUGAGGUUAUGCAAGAUUGUUUAAAUGAAUAAAAACUCGAGAUUUUAUGGCAGGUUGAUGUAUUUUAGAAUCGCUAGGUUGUAAAAGUUAUUUAACUAAAAUAAAGUUUAUAAAUAAUAGUAAUAAUGUGCUACUAAAAUACAAAUCUUAAUUUAGGGUAUUUUGGAGAAAUCGAAAAAGAAAAUGUUUAUGUAUUUAACAGUGAUGUCUUUCUGUUGACUAAUUAAAGGAAGAAAGUUUUAAGGUUAAAUUUGAGAAGACCUACUUUAUGGAAAGGUAUCUAUGAAUUUAAAGAUGAAGUCAUUAACAUUAGUUAUCAAAACCUUGGUCAUUAAAUCGUUUUAAAAUCUUGUGUGAGUUAUUUAAUAUUAUCCAAUGAAAAGAUUAUUGAAUAAUAAAUCUAUAAAUUAAAUUCAAAUGGCUAAUGUAUUUAAGAGAGGAUAAUUUAUUCAGACUUUUUGGAGAUAGAUUUUUCACGUCAAGUUUUCAUUUUCAAAAGCGAAAAUCUUACAAAUACUAUUAGAUAUUAAAACCAAACUAUUCAUAGUUUGCAUUAAUUUUACUUUAAUAAAAAUUCAUUUUUAGUGAUUUCAACCAUAGGAAAUAAAACUCUCGCUAUUCUUUAUUCGUAUUUUAAUUUCCAAUUGAUUCCCAUAACAUAAAUAUUCAAUGAAAAUUUAAAUUACGCUUACCCGUUGAAGCAUAGCAUAAAUAGUUUUUUUCUUAUAAUUGCUGCUUUUGAUUCUUAAAAUAAUUCAGUACUCGCUGUAUAUAGCCUCACACAUUUAUAUAGGAGCAAUUUAAUUGAUAUUAUCAAAGUUGACAAUUUUACUUUCACAUAGGCAUCAUAUAAUGAAAUAUUUUUCUUCCAAUAGCAAUAAUUGAAAAGAUUAACAAUUUUAGAAAUAUCUCUAUAAUGUAGAAUAAAUAUUUUUACUGAUUUUAUAAAACAAAUUAAUGCGCCUAUUCUGCUUAUUGAUAAACUCGAUCAAAAUCAUUCUCAAUUACAUUAUAUUUAGUUUAAACUAAUAAAUGGUUUCCAGUAACUAAAAUCUAUUUCCACUGAAGUUUAGCAAUUCCAAUAUCAUAUAUUUUAGCAAUUUAUUUUAUUUGAUCCAAGAAGAUUUGUUAUUGGACCUAUUGAAACUAUAUCCAUAAACGCAUAUGAGUUAGUAUUUCCAUUGGUUUAAAUUGAUUCUAUUAAAAGGAGGAAAUGCAAAAGGGUUGAUAAUGCUGUUUGUAUUAAUGAAAAUAAUUAAUCACUAACUAUCUCUAAUAUAUAUGGAGCUCCAUCAUAUUAUAAAGCGUUUGAUUUACAAUAAAAAAUUGACUUUAGAACAAUUAGUUCAGAACUUUAUUUUAUAGUGUGGUAUCAGCAAGGAAGCGAUUAAUUCGUCGAAUUGUAUUUAAAGACUAAUUUAGAGAGUAUUGCUAAUUUUACAUUGAUCCACGAUGAAAGGCAUUAUAUAAUCAAUAUUUCAAUAGCUAAUUAAUAUUGCGUAAUUAGUUUCUAAUUGUUACUUUCCUUUUAUGAAAUUCAAAAUAAUACACUUACUUUAAUAAACUCAUAUGAUUGUAACUAUUGCCAAGUAAAUUAAAUAGUUAAUUCAAAUUUUGUUGCUAUUCAUGAAAGGAUAAUAUAAAAUGAAACAAUUGAAUUUAUCAUAUAUGAUAUUGUUAAUCAAGUGCAUUUUUAAGUAAUCGUACCUAUAAAUGAAUUUAUUUAUGAUUCUGUAGCGUUCUAAAGUAAAUUUGAAAUUUUAUUCAUGGAAUAGAAAGAUGAUAAUUAAUAUUAUGCUCAAAUAAUUCUAUUUUCAAGACCAACUUUCAUUUAAGUAUUGGAGUUAAGCUUUAACAAUGAAAGUACGACUAUCGAGAGAAAUGGAUUAAUAAGAGUUUCUGCAACUACAAUGAAUUAACAAAUUUUAUUAAUGUAAAACAAUUAAAUAUUAAUUAUUUCAUAUAAUGAUAUUAAGAAUCACUCUUAAAGGAUUAAUGUGUAUAAUAUAAGUGAAUUCAAUUUGAUAAAUGAGAUAUAUAUCUUAAGUAAAAAUAUUUCCUUGGUUCAUAAAUAUAAUGAAUCUCACUUAAUAGUGGUAGAAGAUGAUGAUUCUUAAGAUCAUACAGUUUAUUAAGUUGAUUCAUAUAAGAUUAAAAUUGAUCAAUACUAAACCAAAUCAUUUAACUUGACUUUUAAAAAUUCGCUAUCCCAACUUGAAUUUUAAAUUGAUUUAAAGAAUGAGAAUGAAGAAAAUAUUUUUUAAAUCUAAUUAUGUAUCAUUAUAGUUUGUGAGAUUAUUUUAUUUAGCUUUUUGCUCAAAAGAAGAAGAUCCAAAACUGUAUUAUGA